Messenger RNA from Penaeus monodon (black tiger shrimp), 2591 nucleotides. RefSeq names its product polyubiquitin-C. The coding region runs from base 115 to 2400 and encodes 761 amino acids. The transcript has 2 exons. Gene Ontology annotation, cellular component: nucleus; cytoplasm. The record is from RefSeq and is a predicted model, not a curated record. Lineage: Eukaryota; Metazoa; Arthropoda; Malacostraca; Decapoda; Penaeidae. Gene Ontology annotation, molecular function: ubiquitin protein ligase binding; protein tag activity. Gene Ontology annotation, biological process: modification-dependent protein catabolic process; protein ubiquitination.
GAUGAGGUCACGUGACCCAAGAGUAUAUAAGGCCCAACGUCGACGGAGUUUUAGUUAGUUCCCAGCAAGUGAAAUUGUGAUCAAAUACUAUUGCGCUUCAAAUACCGCAUCAAGAUGCAGAUCUUCGUCAAAACCCUCACAGGCAAGACCAUCACACUCGAGGUCGAGCCCUCAGACACCAUUGAAAACGUGAAGGCCAAGAUCCAGGACAAGGAGGGUAUUCCCCCAGACCAGCAGAGGUUGAUCUUCGCAGGCAAGCAGCUUGAGGAUGGACGCACUCUGUCCGACUACAACAUCCAGAAGGAGUCUACACUCCACUUGGUCCUCAGACUGCGUGGUGGUAUGCAGAUCUUCGUCAAAACCCUCACUGGCAAGACCAUCACCCUGGAGGUGGAACCCUCAGACACCAUUGAGAAUGUGAAGGCCAAAAUCCAGGACAAGGAGGGCAUUCCCCCAGACCAACAGCGUCUCAUCUUCGCUGGCAAGCAGUUGGAGGAUGGUCGCACUCUCUCUGACUACAACAUUCAGAAGGAGUCCACUCUCCACCUUGUCCUCAGACUGCGAGGUGGUAUGCAGAUCUUCGUCAAAACCCUCACAGGCAAGACCAUCACCCUGGAGGUGGAACCCUCAGACACAAUUGAAAAUGUGAAGGCCAAGAUCCAGGACAAGGAAGGCAUUCCCCCUGACCAACAGCGUCUCAUUUUUGCUGGUAAGCAGCUUGAAGAUGGUCGCACCCUGUCAGACUACAACAUUCAGAAGGAAUCUACCCUUCACUUGGUUCUCAGACUUCGUGGUGGAAUGCAGAUCUUCGUCAAAACCCUCACAGGCAAGACCAUCACACUGGAGGUUGAGCCCUCUGACACCAUUGAAAAUGUGAAGGCCAAGAUCCAGGACAAGGAAGGUAUUCCCCCUGACCAACAGCGUCUUAUUUUCGCUGGUAAGCAACUUGAGGAUGGACGUACUCUCUCUGACUACAACAUCCAGAAGGAAUCUACCCUCCACUUGGUCCUCAGACUGCGAGGUGGUAUGCAGAUCUUUGUGAAGACUCUCACAGGAAAGACCAUCACUUUAGAAGUUGAACCUUCAGAUACAAUUGAGAAUGUAAAAGCCAAAAUCCAGGACAAAGAAGGUAUUCCUCCAGAUCAGCAGCGUCUCAUUUUCGCUGGUAAACAACUAGAAGAUGGCCGAACACUGUCAGAUUACAACAUCCAGAAGGAAUCCACUCUCCAUCUUGUCCUCAGACUGCGAGGUGGUAUGCAGAUCUUCGUAAAGACACUCACUGGCAAGACCAUCACUCUAGAGGUUGAGCCCUCUGACACCAUUGAGAAUGUAAAGGCCAAGAUUCAAGACAAGGAAGGCAUUCCCCCUGACCAACAGCGUCUCAUUUUCGCUGGUAAGCAACUGGAAGAUGGCCGUACCCUAUCUGACUACAACAUCCAGAAGGAAUCUACCCUUCACUUGGUUCUCAGACUUCGUGGUGGUAUGCAGAUCUUCGUCAAAACCCUCACUGGCAAGACCAUCACCCUGGAGGUUGAACCUUCAGAUACUAUUGAAAAUGUAAAGGCGAAGAUCCAGGACAAGGAAGGUAUUCCCCCAGACCAGCAGCGUCUCAUCUUUGCAGGCAAGCAGUUGGAAGAUGGCCGUACCUUGUCAGAUUACAAUAUCCAGAAGGAAUCCACUCUCCAUCUUGUCCUCAGACUGCGAGGUGGAAUGCAGAUCUUCGUGAAGACCCUCACAGGCAAGACCAUCACCCUGGAGGUUGAACCCUCUGACACCAUUGAAAAUGUGAAAGCCAAAAUCCAGGAUAAGGAAGGUAUUCCCCCUGACCAACAGCGUCUUAUUUUCGCUGGUAAGCAGCUUGAAGAUGGUCGUACCCUUUCUGACUACAACAUCCAGAAGGAAUCUACCCUUCACCUUGUCCUCAGACUUCGUGGUGGUAUGCAGAUCUUUGUCAAAACCCUCACAGGCAAGACCAUCACACUGGAGGUUGAACCUUCAGACACAAUUGAAAAUGUGAAGGCCAAGAUUCAGGAUAAGGAAGGCAUUCCCCCUGACCAACAGCGUCUCAUCUUUGCUGGUAAGCAGCUUGAAGAUGGUCGCACCCUGUCAGACUACAACAUUCAGAAGGAAUCAACCCUUCACUUGGUUCUCAGACUUCGUGGUGGAAUGCAGAUCUUCGUAAAGACCCUCACAGGCAAGACCAUCACCCUGGAGGUUGAGCCCUCAGAUACUAUUGAGAAUGUUAAAGCCAAGAUCCAGGACAAGGAAGGUAUUCCCCCAGACCAGCAGAGGUUGAUCUUCGCAGGCAAGCAGCUUGAGGACGGACGUACUCUCUCUGACUACAACAUUCAGAAAGAAUCUACUCUCCACUUGGUCCUCAGACUCAGGGGUGGCCAGUGAAUAUUCCAUUGUGAUCAGUUUCCAAAGAUUUCCUGUCAACUACGCUUAUUGCAGAAUAUGUAAUUGCACAUUAUUCCUUUCCAGUGUAUGUGGAAAUUAUAUGAACAUGAUUUUAUUUCAAAUGCACAUCAAUAUUAUUUUUUACUUUUUAUAAUGUGCUAGCAGAACCAAAUAAAAACUUUAUUUGAUAU